Molecule: messenger RNA, 1605 nt
Organism: Adelges cooleyi (spruce gall adelgid)
Lineage: Eukaryota; Metazoa; Arthropoda; Insecta; Hemiptera; Adelgidae
Product: lipid storage droplets surface-binding protein 1-like
Exons: 7
Coding region: 173-1393 (406 amino acids)
Biological process (GO): positive regulation of triglyceride storage; lipid storage
Cellular component (GO): cytosol; lipid droplet
Source: RefSeq, a predicted model, not a curated record
AGUUUUAGUAUUACUACAACAAACGCUCACGGUAAAUGUAAAUGUAAUUUCUUUGGCCAAUAUUUUUUUUCCAUAUAGUUUUUCGCGUUGUUGGUAGUAUUAAAACAUAUUUUACAUUUGAAUAAGCUGGUCGUUUUUCUCCAUAUACACAUAGACGGACACUUCGUCGACCAUGACGGAGACAAGUAAACAGGAUUUUCCACAGUUCGUGGCCAUCAAAAGAAUUUUGAAAUUGCCAGUGGUUUCCUCCGGGGUCGACAAAGCGACGUACAUAUACGUAAGAGUCAAGAAUUUGAACAGAGUGUUUGAAUAUGGAUUCGGAAAUGCUGAGAAUACGGUAUGGACCGUCGUGGACUUGUCCGUACCUUUAGUGGCCAAAUUGGAAGACCCCAUCAAUAAAAUCGACGAAAUCAUGUGCAAAUCCUUAGACGUAGUCGAGCAAAAUGUUCCAUUCAUCACGUACACUCCAGAAGAGAUAUAUUACUCUACUAAGACUUACGUUAAAGACAAGGUAGCACCUGUUUUGAAAAGGGCCGAUUCUGUAAAACAAUUGUCCAUGUUAGACGAUGCUUUGAGCGUGGCUGACAAGUACGUGGAUAAAUACCUGCCGGAUCAGGAUUCAAACGAAGAUGCCACCGAAAAUCCAAGUACAGAACCGUCAAGCCAAGCAGUGAAAACCAUCCGUCAUGUCAACCGAUUCUCCAGAAAACUACAGAGACGCUUAACCCGCCGGACCAUAGCCGAGGCCAAGUUACUCAAGAAACAAGGAUACGAUACCGUCCAAUGCCUCGUAUACUUUGCAGACCUUUUAGCAAAAGAUCCAAAAGAAUUCGCUCAAAAAAUUAAAGUCAUUUGGGAACAUUUGAGCGAAGACGAACCGGAAAACCAAAAACCACCAGAAAACAUUGAGCAACUGUUGGAACUGUUGACCCGGGAAAGCGCACGCAGAUUCGUACACGCCACCAAUUUUGUAUCCAAUAAGAUUGCCAUGGGCCCUACUUACGCCAAACGAGCAUUUCACACAGUCACCCAAGAGACGGCCGUCUUAGUGGACAAAAUUUUCGAGUUCACCCAUCUGCAAGAAAUAAGGGACACGGUAGAGGGCAUUGCCAAGAAACAAUUGGUUAAAUACACGAACCGAGGAGAGGAAAUAAAAAAACUUAUAUUGGAAUAUUUAUCGACGUUAACGCAAGCGUGGAACACCUCUGGCAAGAAGACCCAAGACCAAAACAACGAAAACAGCAAACAAACCAAUGAAAAAGACAAACAGAACUCUUCGGAAGAGAAACAAAAGAAAAAAACUCUCAAAGCCAACGGAGAAAAAAAGGAAAAGCCUGCGGAACAGACGUCUUCUUCUUCUACAGCCAAAACGACGGCGCCCGUUUCGUCCUGAAUACAAACUUUCAGGACGAAGUAAUGUCAUAUUACAUUAGCCCGUGACUGUUAACACCUUUAUUUAUAUAUUUAUUACUUUUAUUUUUUCGCGUACAAAACUACUUUUAGGUUCCACAUCAAAUGACUGUUAUAAAUUAUUUCACUUACCUCACCCCAUCUUAAGUAGGUAUAUCACAAUUCAAUUAAUGAUAAAAAUGAAUGCUUGAUUUU